AUGGGUACUUCACCUGAAGUCGCCGCCCAAGCUGUGGCACUUAUUCAGGCCGGACACAGCCAAAGAAACGUGAGUGCGCAACUUAAUUUAAGUCGAUCUGCGGUCCGAAAUGUUUAUCGGAGGUAUCCAGAGUCUGGCGGCUUUGUUCGUCGCCAAGGACUAGCUCCUAUCGCGCACUAUCUGCGCAACCUAUCUGCUUGGUUCGCAGCGUAUGAGCUGACAGGUGAUAAGAGACUUUUUAUCCCAAUUAAAUGGUCCCAUGAGAUACAACAGAAAUACGCAAGCAAAGCCGAUGGUAAGGGCUGA
Molecule: messenger RNA, 306 nt
Organism: Spodoptera littoralis (African cotton leafworm)
Lineage: Eukaryota; Metazoa; Arthropoda; Insecta; Lepidoptera; Noctuidae
Source: the annotation of a GenBank genome assembly